GCUAAACUACUGAGCCGAGCCGACGGAGAUAACAGGAAGAGAGGAAAGCGGAGACGAGCCGGUUUAACCCGGGAGGGGGGGCUACUAGCUUGGCGAAGAGAUGGUCCGCCGCUGCUUCCUCUUCGGUUUUCGCUCAGUCCCGGCGAAAAUCUGUUUCUUUUUUCUUCGUUUCGAAAUUCUGACUGGGAGUCUAUUAAAGGCACUCGUCGGGUAAUCUGAAGUAUGAAACACAGGACAGCAGGCGUAGUCGGUAAACAGCUCUGAGAGUGUGUUUAAUGUGCUUGUUUUGCGCAUGCGCAAGAAUGCGGAUGUCAUACCGCGGAUGUCAUAUUUAUAAUUUACAUUUGCGCCCUUUUUAAUCAGCCUAUAGCUUUAAUAACGCGAAUAAUUUCUUAUUAUCAUAAAAAUACGGUUAUAUAUAACUUAUUUCCAUAUUUUGAGCGGUGUAAAGACGCCCUAAGGCAGUUCCAGGUGGCGUAACGCUCAACUUGCGUGAAAGUAGGAAGUCAACUAUCUUGACGCACAGGUUGGCUCUUUGGGAGUGACAGAUACGUUCCAAUAUGGCCUCUUCCCGGGAACUCCCAUUCAAUCCUGGAAUGUCAUGUUAAACACGCUGCAUGCCAGGACAGGCGAGAGAAGCGCCGCAGAACGACACAAAUAUGUGAAGGGGCGUUCGAGAUAACAACAUUACAUAAUCAUCGCGGGGGAAGGAGGUUGUGUCUGCGCAUGUUUGUGCGCGCGCAUAAUUGUCGUUUUCAAAAUAGGACUUAAUUAUUAAAUUAAUAAUGCGGUUGCCGAUUGCUGGAGUGUAAUACACUUCUGAUAUUUUGUCUAAUUCACUAAUAUUAUCAGACCAGUUUUUCACGAUUUAGUUUAUUAGUUACCUAGUGAUCAUUUGAUAAGUUACAGCCACAGCCCGUAACAAUUGUACCCGCAUCUAAAUCCAAAUGCUUACCUGUUUUGAUUUCAAAUGCGUAUUGUUUAUAUUCAAUUCAAGCCAAUUGGCUUAAUCAAAGUCUUUGCUUGUAUUUUGAGAAAUAAAAUGCAACGCGUUUUUCGUCCCUCAGUUUAAAACUCUUUUUGAACUUUCCCUUUGCCUGUCGGAAGACACUGCGCAUGUAUUAUUCAAAACGUGUGGACGUCCCGGAAACGACUCCUCCAGGUGAGAGGCGGGCGGGGGGGGGAAGUGGGCGGCCAGGUGAGGGCUCCUGUAAGCUCUCCCCGGGACAAAGCCAGCAGGAAGAGUUCAAAGUUCUCCCUUCAAAUUGCCGAUGGCUUUGACGCAAGAAUCCGUCCUGUCUCUGCUGAUUGCGGAGGGGGGGGGAGUGAAGAAGUCCGACCUGGUGAGCAAAUUCAAAGGAUCGAUAGACUGCGCCGAUCCCGCGGAGAAAAAACGCAACAGGGAGCUUUUCAAGACUUUGGUCAACAAUGUCGCAAUCGUCAAAGAAAUCGACGGUGUCCAAUACGUUGUCCUCAGGAAAACACAGCCGCGUGCGCCGAACGGCGCGCGGACUGCGGAGGAACCUGGAGGUGCGGAGGUCCCGGGGACAGGUGAGCACCGGCGCUCACCUACCGCGGGCGAGCGGUCCGGAAGCUGCGAUGACGCGCGGACCCGGGACAGAUCAGCUGUUUCUGAGCCCGAGGCGGUCAAAGAAAGUGGGCAAGAUCCCGCUGAAUUACUGACUCCUAUAGACGUGAUGUUGCAAAGGGCCAAAUACCCGAGUGUUCGAGUCAAAAGGAUGAUGAAUUUUGAGAUCCAGAGGCAGGGUCCUGCCCACGGAGAUAACAGUUCUAAGGGCACCGUCGCCAAGAGCAAACCGUAUGCAUUACCCCUGAGGAUGCCGCCCUGCAGCACCACCGCGGUGGAGAUCCGCAAAUUAAAAGCGGACCCGCCUGGAUGCCCCGAGCCGGACUCCUCCAGGAGCAAGAGAUGCCCCCCUCCGGUGGAGGCCAGCGCCAGCUCGCCCCAGAUGAGGAGGGCAGUGAAGGUCACCAAGGAGUCGGAGGAGCCCAAAGAGACCAGUGCCCCCUCCUUGUAUCCCAUGGAGCAAUCGGAGCACCAGUGGCUGGUCAAGUGCGCCGCGGGUCACUGGAGGCACGUUUUGGGCCUGCUGUUGAAAGACCACCGGCUGGCAGAGAAGAGGGACUUCAUGUCGGGGUUCACCGCUCUGCACUGGGCGGCCAAAUGUGGAAACAGGGAGAUGCUCGUGAAGAUCGUCGACCUAUCCAGGCAAGGGGGGGGCAACGUCGACGUCAACGUGAAAACCCACGGCGGGUACACUCCCCUGCACAUCGCGGCCCUGCACGGCCAAGAGCACAUCAUGGCCAUCCUGGUGGGGGAGUUGGGGGCCAAUCCGGGCGUCAGGGACAACUGCGGGAAGAGGGCCCACCACUACCUGCGCGAAAGCACCUCGGAGACCUUGAGUGAGAUGCUGGGCAAACCCAAAGCCCCGGAGGCUGAGGACCGGGCCCAGCACGACAAGGAAGAGCCGGACCUCUUCACGGAACUCCCCAAGGGCCUGAAUUCAAUAGCCCGCUUGUUCCAGCCCCACACGACGGGCAUCAAGAAGAGGCAGAAGCAGUGGCCCGGAUUUCUCUCCGCGAGCGACGAAGCCGGCGAGGACCGAGAAGACGGCAGCUGCAGACGGAGAAUCGUGUCGGAGGCUUUCAUGUGAACUGCAGAGGAGGACAGAGCGUCGACCGCCAUGAGGCCGGCACACACCUCUGAUCUUCGAACCACGACGAGAACUCAGUGACUUUUUUCUUGUUUUAUGCUUUCCUGGUGUUAUCUGACUUUUGUCGGAUGACGUAACAUUCUCAUCGGUUCUGGGUGGGAGAUGUCACCUGGAUGAGUGGAUGAGUUGCUGGAGUUUGCAGGUGUAGGACAGAUCAUGACUCAGAAUAUAAUGGCGGAGUUGUGCGAGUCGUGUUGUUGCUCACCGUCUGCGGUGUCUCAAAGGCCUCAUCUUCAGCCUGCUUUUCUGAAAGGAACAAUAUACAACAGACAUUUUGUUUCCGUGUGAUUCCUGUUUUUCUAAAUUAAGAAACGCAUAACUUAAUAUAUUAAUGUGUGUUCAUCUGUUUUGAUCAAAGUUAAUCAGUAAAAACGGGUCGUCAAUCUGUGAGAAGCGAAAAAAUUAUCAUUAUCGAGCGAAUAAAGGGGCAAAGAGGCUGAACAUCUGAAAAAUAAGGUGAUUUGCAGACUUAUGGCUGAUUCGAACCCUCUAAUGAAUCAAUAAAUACCAAUCUGGGCCUGUGAG
Gasterosteus aculeatus aculeatus (three-spined stickleback) is the source of this 3260-nucleotide messenger RNA. RefSeq names its product sosondowah ankyrin repeat domain family member Aa (gene sowahaa). Gene Ontology annotation, molecular function: protein binding. Lineage: Eukaryota; Metazoa; Chordata; Actinopteri; Perciformes; Gasterosteidae. The record is from RefSeq and is a predicted model, not a curated record.